This is a messenger RNA of Lodderomyces oxycetoniae, 1440 nucleotides long. It is a transcript of the gene MET2, whose product is annotated as homoserine O-acetyltransferase. Gene Ontology annotation, biological process: L-homoserine metabolic process. Gene Ontology annotation, molecular function: homoserine O-acetyltransferase activity. Bases 1 to 1440 code for a protein of 479 amino acids. The record is from RefSeq and is a predicted model, not a curated record. NCBI's taxonomy places the organism in Eukaryota, Fungi, Ascomycota, Pichiomycetes, Serinales, Debaryomycetaceae. The transcript has a single exon.
AUGAAACUGCUAUAUAAAGAUAUAACCGAGCGAGAAUGUCAAACCAACUCGUUUGCGCUGAUUGUACCAGGACAGACUAUAGUUGAGAUACCGGAAUAUACAUUGGAAUGUGGUGAGACGUUAUAUAAUUUCCCUGUUGCGUACAAGACUUGGGGCAGAUUAAACAAAGACAGGAACAAUGCAUUUCUUAUAUGUCAUGCGCUCACAGGAUCUUCUGAUGUUCAGGAUUGGUGGGGUCCUUUACUAGGCACAGAUAAGACUUUUGAUCCCUCGCGAUUUUUCAUAAUUUGUAUUAAUUUUCUUGGAUCUCCAUAUGGGUCCUGUUCGCCUGUUAGUAUAGACCAAUCAAGCGGAAAACCGUAUGGCCCUAGUUUUCCCUUGGUCACAGCAAAGGAUGAUUUGGGAAUACAGAAAUUGAUAUUGGACUCAUUAGGAGUUAAACAAAUAGCAUGUGUUAUAGGAGGAUCUAUGGGCGGGAUGUUGGCAAUGGAGUAUUCUGCAACUUACAAUGAUACUGACUAUGUUAGACUAGUUAUUGCAUUAGCCACUUCCGCGAGAGCUUCUGCAUGGUGUAUAUCAUGGAACGAAACGCAAAGACAGUGUAUUUUCAGUGAUCCAUUUUAUGAUGAUGGGUACUAUUUCGAGAACAAGAGUGGCCGCAAACCUGAUUCUGGAUUGAGUGCAGCUAGAAUGGCUGCAUUGUUGACAUACAGAUCACGCAAUUCAUUUGAAACACGAUUCGGUAGAAAAUUGGGCAAGAACAAUACUACCAUGAACAACGGAGCAGCAGCAGCGGGUGAUGGUGGCGCAGGAGUAAGAGGAGGAGAAGUAGAAAAGGGGAUAAGGUAUCCAAAGAAUAAUGAUGAAGAGCAUUGGCUAUUGCAUAACGAAGGGUCUAAGACGAUAAACGGGAAACAAAGAAAUCAGGAUAAGAAUUUACCAACAUAUUUCACUGCACAAUCGUACUUGAGAUAUCAAGGUACCAAGUUUAUCAACAGAUUUGAUGCAAACUGUUAUAUAUCGAUAACGAGAAAAUUGGAUACUCAUGACAUAACAAGAGGUAAAAUUAAUGAUGAAGCAGCCGAAUGUACAAAUAUAGAUCCAUUACCCGAAUUUCUCAAAACAUUAACCAAACAGCAUUUGAUUAUUGGUAUUGAAUCCGAUGGAUUGUUUACAUACGAAGAACAAAAAUUACUUGGUGAGAAUAUACCUAAAUCGGUACUAAAAAAAUUGGAUUCUCCAGAGGGUCAUGAUGCAUUUUUGUUAGAAUUUGAAUUGAUAAACCAGUACUGCUUAGAUUUUUUGAAACUGAACUUGUCUGAAUUUUAUGAUGAUGAUAAAGUUGAAUUAUUUACAGAUUGGAAAAAAUACGUUCAAGAUGUUGAUAAUGGUGGUAAUUCAGUAUUUGGUGAGGCAGAGAAGAAUAUAACCAAUUGGUGA